AUGAAUUUUUGUUCAUUUAUUUUUUUUUUAUUUAUUGUAUUAUUAAGCGUAUUACUUGCAGAAAAAAAGAAUAACCAUAAAAAGGAUUUAUAUGAACAUGAUAAUAAAAACAGUUAUCGUUCUUCUCAUAAGAGAAUUACAAGUGUAAAAUGUGCCACAAGAGAACCUGAAUAUCAUGAAUGGUCAAAAAAUGUUAACGUACAUGAAACGUUUGUAAAAUACAAGCAAGGAGAUAACAAAAGGAAUUUGGAUAAAGGGAGAAAUGAUAACAAAUAUUCAAAAAAUAUAUCAAAUAAUAAGAAUUCUGGAGAUAUAUUUAAAUCGGUUAAAAGUGAAGAAGCUUGUGAUUAUAAAAAUAAUAUGGUAAAUAAAUGUAAUGUAACUCGUUCAUCCAAACCUACAUUGAAAAAAAAUAGUUUUAUGAAUAGAUUGAAGAAUAAAUUAUAUAAAAUGAUUUUUAAAAGAAAUAAAUUUUGGAGAGUUAUUUCAGGAACCAUUACAGUUUUGGGACAGAGUACUAUAAUGUAUAUGAUUCUCAUGGUUAUAGGAAGUAUCAUUAUAUGUUCAUGGCCAAGUGCAUGUACUUGUGCAUUUGCUGGUACAUUAAUUGUUGCAUCGUUGGUUUCCAUGGGAGUUAUUACAUUAUUAAUAAUAUUAAUAAUUGUAGUAGUUUGGUUACUUGUUACAUGGUUAUGGUUACAUAAAGAUAUAUAUUAUGAAACACAUGAAAAAUAA
Molecule: messenger RNA, 735 nt
Organism: Plasmodium adleri (nom. inval.)
Lineage: Eukaryota; Apicomplexa; Aconoidasida; Haemosporida; Plasmodiidae
Product: Plasmodium exported protein (hyp15), unknown function
Exons: 2
Coding region: 1-735 (244 amino acids)
Source: RefSeq, a predicted model, not a curated record